AUGCAUUAUUUGCUCUCCGCCCGACUGUCCCCUCUUACGUCGUGCCUCGACUUCCACUUGUACUUCAUACUUCUUUUUGUGUUUCUCUCACCUCUCACAGCUUUUCAUUUCUCUUUGAUUCUCCUCCAUAUACCAUUUAUCAAAGGCCGGCCGCAUUCGGAUUGUUACUUGUGUGCUCGUUGA
Penicillium brevicompactum is the source of this 183-nucleotide messenger RNA. RefSeq lists its product as uncharacterized. Bases 1 to 183 code for a protein of 60 amino acids. NCBI's taxonomy places the organism in Eukaryota, Fungi, Ascomycota, Eurotiomycetes, Eurotiales, Aspergillaceae. The transcript has 2 exons. The record is from RefSeq and is a predicted model, not a curated record.